Messenger RNA from Calliphora vicina (urban bluebottle blowfly), 1458 nucleotides. RefSeq lists its product as uncharacterized. The transcript has a single exon. The coding region runs from base 1 to 1458 and encodes 485 amino acids. The record is from RefSeq and is a predicted model, not a curated record. NCBI's taxonomy places the organism in Eukaryota, Metazoa, Arthropoda, Insecta, Diptera, Calliphoridae.
AUGUCCUUGGUCGAGGGUGCUAAAAUCUCCAAGGGUAACGUGAGUACUCAGGCGGAAGCCACAGGUCUGAGUGCCACUAGAGCUACUGUGACUGCGACGAAUCAGACGAAUACCCCGGGUCUGGUAGUCGGUGAUGCUACUGGGGUAAAUAAAAUGAAUAGUUUUUUGACUAGACAGGAAAGAGUGACUUUGGACGACAGCGACGACAGCGACGACAACCUCUCAGGUCUGAAAGGGUUAAACCUUUAUGAGACUGAUGAGGAGGACUUACUCAUGGUGUCCUCCGAGCCGCUAAAAGCGAAUGAAGACGUACAUCCGGAGGCUCAUGACCCUGCAAAGGGAGACACAGAACAGAAAAACAGGAAACAGGACGAACGGAAAAGGUUGGCGGGCUACAAAAGCUCUCUCCGGUAUGUCAGGACGUUGGACUCGCGAGAUCCCGCGUCUUUGACCACCAGGGAAAAGCGUUUGCGGCGUAAACAUACCUACCACAUACAGAAGUAUGAGGCCAUGCUAAAUACUACUGUUGUGGAGGUAAGGCCAGCCAAGACUACGACCGAACCAAACCAGAGCAGGCAGGUGAUCACAUCUAAACAUGUGCCCCAUGCCAGCACUGGACCGAACACGAUCACCGUCUCGGAGGAUCUUGACGUACGCCCAUCUACAUCAAAGAGGGCCACGUCGGGGCCAAAGAGAGGUGAUGACCAAUGCGGCACGACGAAGUCUGCUAGCACAACACCCAAGGUGCUGUCCGCAAUCUCCUCUACUCGAGGAGGUACAGCAAGCAGGCCUAGUAUUAAGCGGCAAAGGUCAGGUGAAACGCAGGUGUCUGAGGGUAAGCGGCUGAAACCAUCAACUAGCUUAACAUCAGCACCUGAGCUACAAGUAGCCAUCAUAGAUCGUAGUCAACCUGAUGGGAAAAUGACUACGGGCAGAUGGCUGCUUCUGGAGGAGAAGAUCUUGCGGGCACUAGUGGACGAACUCGCAUGCAGUGAGGAUGAUUCCUUCACUGCAUUCGAUGGCGCCAAAUGGUUAAAGGGUGUCAAGAUCAUCGGGUGCGGUAACGAGAAGGCUCUAGGCUUUCUCAGUAACUGUAUCCGAGGAGUUGGCGAACUCUGGCCCAACGCAAGAAUCGAAAUCGUCCCACUGGAUCAAGUACCUUUUCGUACGACGGUGAGAGUGUGGGUCCCUCCUCCCCUUUUGGAGGACGAAGCCACGCUAACACUUAUAAAGCGUCAGAACAAGGAACUUGGUACAGAGGACUGGACGAUUGAACGAGGACGCUCUAGGGACAAAGGAGAAGGCAAGGAUCUCUGGAUCAAAAUUGGUUCAGAAUCCCUCCGACUCCUGCGUUCUUCGCAAGGCGUCAUCAAGUAUGGGCUAAACCAACUCCGGUUGAUCUUGCCCGCGGUGAAGCGCAAUGAUGAACCCAUGCGGCCUGAGAGUGGUACAGAUUAA